Dioscorea cayenensis subsp. rotundata (Guinea yam) is the source of this 1193-nucleotide messenger RNA. RefSeq names its product ATP synthase subunit 9, mitochondrial. Lineage: Eukaryota; Viridiplantae; Streptophyta; Magnoliopsida; Dioscoreales; Dioscoreaceae. Gene Ontology annotation, molecular function: proton transmembrane transporter activity. Gene Ontology annotation, biological process: proton motive force-driven ATP synthesis; proton transmembrane transport. The transcript has a single exon. The record is from RefSeq and is a predicted model, not a curated record. Bases 920 to 1144 code for a protein of 74 amino acids.
GUUGACAAAGCAAUCGUGAAACUACCGCUCGGAAUUCAAGAAAAAAAGAAUGAAGAGAAAAAGAAAAAACCCUUUUUUAAUUAAUUAAAUUGUCUAGGGUGUGAAUAGAAAAAACAACUUUGAGAAAAGGGAAGUCAACUUAUAUUGUAUUGGCAAAAUCCAUUUAUACAAUUAUAUAAUUUUUUUAUAAAGAAUCCCGAGAUUUCAAAAACAAAAAUGUGGAAAAAUCUGCAGCUUCGGCCUGGAAAACAUUAAAGCCCGAGAUCACAAAGAUACCCGUCAAAAAAAAUAGCGGCUGCGGUCGAUCCUGCCCGAGGAUAUCGUGCUAAACUACUCAGGUCGCCGGAAAGGGUAAUGGUGGGAUUGGCAGACAGCUUCCGUCAAAGUGCAAGAAUACGGGAUUUCGGGUUGAGCGAAGCAAUUAAUCAAGCUUACGUCACUGAUUUUAGCUUUUUACUCGUACUCACUUUAGUAUUAGUAAUAGGAGGUUCGAUAUGGUGGAAUUUUUUACCUAGAAAAAUUUUAAACCAACCAAAGACAAUAUGUUCACCGGAAUGCCUUCACGCUAUUCAAGGCAAAAAUGAGAAAUCUGAGGUUUCCCUUUCUUCAUGGGAUGAAAUUUUCGAGAUGUUCAAAGAAGAUAAAUUUCUUGAUCCUCUCAAGCUGGUACCAGAUAACAAAACUAGAGCUUUAGCUAUUUUCGUCAGUGUCAUCCUUUUCACGUUGGCGCUAAUUUUUUCCGUUUCCCCUGAAGGAAUCUUGCUAAAAAAAUGCUAAUGUCUAUUAUUAAAUUUAUAUACUCUCAUCCACCCCGUGCACCUCCGAUUCGCGAUCUGCCCGAGAAAAAAAAGGGAAGAGGAAUCAACGAAGAAGACAGCAAAGAGCGGCGAAAGCGUGAGAAAGAAAUUCGACUCUCUUUAUGUUAGAAGGUGCAAAAUCAAUAGGGGCCGGAGCUGCUACAAUUGCCUUGGCGGGAGCUGCUGUCGGUAUUGGAAAUGUCUUCAGUUCCUUGAUUCAUUCUGUGGCCAGAAAUCCAUCAUUGGCUAAACAAUCAUUUGGUUAUGCUAUUUUGGGCUUUGCUCUAACCGAAGCUAUUGCAUUGUUUGCAUUAAUGAUGGCCUUUUUGAUCUCAUUCGUCUUCUGAUCGAGUCUUUAUGAAAAAAGUCAAUAUCUCUUUGUCUUUCUUUUAAUGU